Corticium candelabrum is the source of this 5611-nucleotide messenger RNA. RefSeq names its product lysine-specific demethylase 5A-like. Gene Ontology annotation, cellular component: chromatin; nucleus. The transcript is spliced from 26 exons. Gene Ontology annotation, molecular function: histone H3K4me/H3K4me2/H3K4me3 demethylase activity; DNA binding. Gene Ontology annotation, biological process: chromatin remodeling; regulation of DNA-templated transcription. The record is from RefSeq and is a predicted model, not a curated record. The coding region runs from base 1127 to 5425 and encodes 1432 amino acids. Lineage: Eukaryota; Metazoa; Porifera; Homoscleromorpha; Homosclerophorida; Plakinidae.
UGUAUGAAUGCAUUCAUACAAAAGUAUGAAAUCACUAGACCGACUGACAAACAGAUUGACAGACAGACAGACACAUAAGAAAAUCAGUAAUACCUUGUCGGGACAGGCCAAGUGUCCAAACUCAUAGAUGUUCUAUAGAAAAGGGAUUACAUGAUCCCUUUUAACCAAUUAGUAGUUAAAUAUAUAUUGUAUUUAGUUGUUAGUUGUUUUCUCUUGCUUUUAUUGUCAUAGGACAAACAUAGUUAGCCAUUUGCUAUUGUAUCCUAAUUCAAAUAUGAAUUUUUUGUAUUGACAGACAUAAAGACAGACAGACAGAUACUAGCAUAGUUGUUUUAGCUUCACUUCUAUGUAGAGUUAAAGUUCUUUAUCAAUAGAGAAUAUUCGACAGACAGACAGACAGACAGACAGACAAGAAGUCACGUGAUGAACUUGGUCGACCUAACGCUGCUGAGUUUCUGGACAUCUGGAGAAAGAGAUUCUCAACUCAACUUCAGAAGUGCAACGCAAAGGUCAUCAUGAGAAAAAUCUCAGCUCUGACAAAUGACAUUGACUGUACUGUAGAUUGCUCUACUCAGUUUUUCAGCCACUAAGUUGGCUCAGGGUAGUCUGCAUUGUUCUCUUUUAGGUGUUACAUGUUUGUUUGUUUUUAGAAUCUAGUCCUAGUAAACUCUCGCAGUUACAGAACUUUAUAUAGUUACCUUGCUAGCAUUGUAUUAUAGAUGUAUGUUUGAAAUAAAUGUUAUUUGACAGACAGACAGACAGACAGACACGCAGACAGACACAGACUGAUCUAUUUAGCAUCUAGUCUUCUCUCUGUGAGAGUUGCUUAGUAUAUCUAAUCUCUAGAGGUAGAUACACCGCAACUGUCAGUAAGGAGGAAGUGGCCUGGAAGCGAGGUUAGUCGGACUUCAUAUUUGAUCAAGUGUCACACUCCAUACUAGUCCCCAUCUUACAACUUACACAAAUAGCAUUGAGUUUAACCGAAUUUCAUUUUUAGUAAGCUUUUUCACGCGACGUACCGACGCAUUGCAUCUUCUAGAAUGCUAAUAAGCAACGUUCGAGAAAUCCGGGACCUUGAGAAUCAAAAUAACCAACCAAUCGCCGACAGUUUGCGUCUCGAGGUAUCAUGGAGGAGUUCCGACGUCCCCCAGAAGCUCCUGUCUUCGAGCCGACCGAAGAAGAAUUCGCCGACCCAAUCGCAUUCGUCAACGCCAUCAAGCCCAUAGUGGAAAAAACAGGCAUCUGCAAGAUUCGUCCGCCUCCUAAUUGGCAGCCACCGUUCGCUUUGGACGUCGACAACUUCCAGUUUUCAACGCGCAUUCAACAGCUCAAUGAACUGGAGGCGAGGUCGAGAGUGAAACUGAACUUUCUAGAUGCAUUGGCUCGUUUCUGGGAACUUCAGGGUACCACUCUGAAAGUUCCGAUUGUCGAUAAGCAGAAUUUGGAUCUUCACAAGCUACAUAAGGUUGUGGCUGAAGAGGGCGGAUUCGAGAAGAUUUGCAGACAGAAAAGGUGGUCGGUAGUCAGCAGGAAGAUGGCUUACAAUCCUACCCAUUCACAUGCGUCUGUGGGGAGCUUAUUGAGAGUUCACUAUGAGAAGACGUUGCUGCCAUAUGAUUUGUUUGUAAAGAGAACAGUUCAGAAGAUAGAGGAACACCACGGAGCUAGUAUGUCAUCGGAUCGUCGCCAUUGUAGAGAUGAUCCGGAUUUUAUUGUGAGGAAGUCUGGGAGAUAUGGAGAGGCUCCUAAGAUGUGUGUGUCUGAUGAUACUAAGAAACAGUUUCAAUCACCAGGACCAAAGAUGCUCAAUGGAAAAGUAGUUCAGGCCACUUCAGUAGAAACUCGAGCAUCAAAAGAUGACCGUCAGAAGUCUGUAGUGGAUAUUGAAACCAUCUACUGUUUACUAUGUAAGGGAGGAGACGCGGAAGAGUAUUUAUUGCUCUGUGAUGGGUGUAAUGGUGCCUACCACACGUUCUGUCUCACUCCACCACUACAUAUCAUUCCAGUCGGCGAAUGGCUUUGCCCUACUUGCUUGGCUAAGGAAUGCCACAUUAUGCAGGAGGAAGUGUUUGGAUUUGAACAGAACGAGAAGAUGUACACGCUGCAAUCGUUUGGUCAGAUGGCCGACAGAUUCAAAGCGGAGUACUUUAAUCGGCCGCCGCAUCUUGUUCCUGUUGAUGAAGUAGAGAAAAUGUUUUGGAGGCUCGUCACCUCUCUUGAUGAUGAAGUGACCGUUGAGUACGGUGCCGAUCUUCACACUGCACGGCACGGCAGCGGAUUUCCAUGGAAUGACAGAGUAUCAACUGGAGAGGACGAGGUUUAUAGCAAGUCGCCGUGGAAUCUCAAUAAUCUUCCGAAUCUUCCCAACAGUGUGUUGAGUCAGAUUCAUGUCAAUAUCUCGGGCAUGAAGGUUCCUUGGAUGUACGUUGGUAUGUGCUUUUCGUGCUUUUGCUGGCACAUUGAAGACCAUUGGACAUACUCGAUCAACUACUUACAUUGGGGGGAGCCGAAGACUUGGUACGGUGUCCCUGGUAGCUAUGCUGAAGAGUUUGAGCAAGUGAUGAAGCAUACGGCUCCCGAACUCUUCCUACAUCAGCCAGACUUGUUACAUCAACUAGUAACUCUUUUGUCACCAACUGUGCUAAUGGAGAACAACAUUCCGGUGUAUCGUAUGGACCAACAUGCCGGCGAAUUUAUGGUGACGUUUCCUCGAGCGUAUCACGCUGGAUUCAACCAAGGAUUUAACCUUGCAGAGGCAGUGAAUUUUGCACCAGCAGACUGGCUCUCAUUUGGGAGACAUUGUGUGGAAAACUAUAAGCACUUGAAGAGGCAUUCUGUCUUUUCACACGAAGAGCUGCUCUGCAGAAUGGCAAGUAGUGCUGAAGAUAUUGAUCCUGAAAUUGCUGUCAAGACGGCAGAAGAACUAGGUGCUGUUCUUGAGCUGGAGAAGUCAAGACGGGAGCUGGUGAAGCAGAAGGGUGUUGUGUACUGUGAACAUGAGCCAUUCGAGCUUCUUCCUGACGACGGUCGCAUCUGUUGCAUUUGUAAUUCAACUUGUUUUCUCUCGGCAGUCACUUCUCCUGCUAAGCCAGGUAAGUUUGUGUGUUUGGAUCAUGCCGAAGAGCUGUGCAGGGGCCAUUGGAGGGACUGCUGUUUGAGGUAUCGCUACACGUUGGAUGAAAUGAAGUCACUGAAGCUUCUUGCAGACAAACGCUCUAGAAAGUAUCUCGAAUGGAAAAAUGCCGUGGAGGUGGCUCUAGACGCUCCCUUCGCUAGUCGACCGAAAAUUGCCGAUCUGCGUGGAUUUAUUUCCCAGGCCUCGGAUAGUCACUUCCAAUGUCCAGAUCUAAUCAUAGAAAUGCAGGAAGCAGUUGUUGAAGCAGAACGUUGUGCUCUUGCUGUACGCCAACUUGUGGGAAAGAAGCAGAGAAAAAAACACAAGGAACAAGUUGUGACAUUGGACGAUUUGAAAGAGUUUGUUGUGCAGCUGGAUAAUCUUGCUUGUGAGAUUCCUGAAGCUCAAAUUGUCAAGGUGUUGAUUAGUCGUGUUGCUGAUUUUUUGAAUCGAGUCGGCAAGGCUAUGUCACAAGAGUCACCCAAUGUCGAGCUACUUCGGAGGCUUCUGGCAGACGGCGAGGCAUUGAACAUUCCUCUUCCGGAGCUCGAACAGCUGGAGACAGAAAUAAAACUGGGGUAUUGGCUGAACGAUAUCAACAAGAUAUUCGACUGUGGAGAGCCUGUUGCAGUCGACACAGUGAAAGAAUUGCUGCGAGAGGCGUCAUCAAUUUCGUCUCACCCUGGAGUGAACAAAGCAGUUAUCAAGCUUCGUGAUAUUCUUGAGCUGAGUAGAAACUGGGAAAGCAAGGCACAUGCAGCACUCGCAAUGAAGCCGUGUGCUAAGGAAAGCUAUAUCAAGGCUUUACUUAAAGAGGCUACCGAGUUGCGGACACAAUUGCCAACAGUUGGUCAUUUGAAGGCAGCUUUGGCUAAAGCUAACGGAUGGCGUCAAGAGGCCGAUCGACUUCAGAAGUUGGGUAGGGAUCCUUGGCUGUUGGAGCUGGAAGGCUUGUUGACAAGAGGACGUUCCAUUCCGGUUUAUCUCCCAGAGAUAGUUCACAUCGAGUCACUGCUGACUGCCGGAAAGGCGUGGAGGGAUCGUGUGUCUAAGCUUUUCCUAAAGAAAAACAGUGUAUGGAACAGUUUGCUGGAGGUAUUGCUACCGAGGCUAAGUGUCGAAAUGAAGUCUGAGAAGCAUAGAGAAGUGCAGUGGGAAAGGGUUGUGGGUGACGGCAGUCGUCAUAUGGACGAAGAGAUAGCCCGAGUGGUCGACGCCGAAAUGACCGAGUGGGAAGAGAUGAGAAAGUUGCAAGAGAGAAAUAGGGAUCGACAUCAUUGCUACGAACUGAGCUUGACGAAAGCCAGUCAUUUUAAUGAUCUACGACAGCCGUUCUGUGUCUGUAAACGGAGUGCAAGUCCUAACAUGAUUGAAUGUCAACUGUGUAAAGAUUGGUUUCAUACCAAUUGUGUAUUACCGACUUGCAGUCAAGCAGGACAAAGAAAAGCGUUCGAUAAGUCUAAAUUUUUGUGUGGUUGCUGUGUACGGUCGAAGCGUCCAGCACUGGAUAUGGCUAACUUGUUAGUUCAGAAUAUGAAGAAAGUUCCCGUGUUGCUGCCGGAAGCCGUGGCAUUAGAGAGGCUGGCUCAUCGUGCAACAGAAUGGCAGCUCAGAGCAAGACAAGCGCUUUUACUAGCGAAGGACUCGGUUGCCCAGUUGGCUAUAGAGACUAAGCUGCCUGUGGCAAAGAAUCAGAAAAGUAGUUGUGAUAAACAGACUGGGAUGCAUGGGUCUGGUGAUAAACCGGAUAUUGUUGAAAGUGAGACAAACAGUGGACAGGGCGGUGAACUCGAAGUGGACGUGGAAGCGAUAAGUCCUCUGUCUGAAGAGGAUCGAGGAGAGCACAUGUCUCUUCGUGAUGACUUACGGGUCGAGUUGGAAGAGCUAAUGUUCGAGGGUGAUCUCCUAGAAUUGACAGUAAACGAGACCCAACAAAUAUGGCAAUUGCUGCAGACGGGCUGUACGAGAGAGAAAACCAUUCGAUCAUUGCUAGUCGGAGAAGAGCGGCCCGAUCUCUCAAUGACUGCAGAUUACAGUCGGAAGAGACGGCGGUUGGACUUUGAUACCAAGAGGCGAAGGAGGCGAAGGGUGAAGAAGGAUCCCUCGCCCGAUUUAGACAACGAGGAGGAGGACGAAGACGAGGAGGAGCAGUGUGCUGCGUCGGAGUGUCUGAUGCCGGCUUCGGAAGAGGUGCAAUGGGUGCAGUGUGAUCAGUGUUACCGGUGGUAUCACUUUGCGUGUGUCGAACUGACCAAGGAGGCUGCCCGGGCGCUUGACAAGUAUAUCUGCAGUAGUUGCUCUCUCAUGUGACCUCUCUGAUUGUUUGCACACGCUGUGUGGCUAUUGGCUGCCUACUGCGCAUGCCUGGUCUAUGUUGUAUACUGACGCUCAUCACAACUAUGUGGAUAGUGACAGCGACACUUAAUUUAUGAUUUGAGUUGGAGAGAAAUUGUGGUGUGUGUAUAUAUAGAUAUAUAUAACUAAUUGUACACCAGG